AUAAAAAAAACAACAGCGAAUAUUUAUUCACCUUGGUCUGUUGGAGAAGAGGUUAGAAAACGCAGGAUGAUGGCGUCGAACACAACAAAAGUCAUCAACGUUUGCCCAGUGUGCCUUGAUUCCAAACCACUAAAGAUAGUUGGCCGAUGCAAGCACUGUUUUUGUACUGAAUGCAUCUUGAUCACUCUUGGAAGCCAUGAAGGUGACGAGUUUCCCUGCCCGACGUGUAAGGUGGAGUGCCCUCGCCCGUGGGACGGUGUCAAGGGAAUGGUGGAUUUCACCGGGGAGGACGUGGCAGUUGUGGACACUGUGGUGAAAAUUGGGCGAAAAGGAGGAUCAGGGGAAAAAGAACUUCAACCAAUGGGUAGAGGGAAGGGUAGAGGGAAGGCUGGGGCAGAAACAGAACGUCCUCCGAACAAAAGAAGAGGACUAGGGAACGGAGAAAAGAGAGAUGGAAACAAAGCGGGUAUUACGAUGGAUGUAAAAUGUACGAUCUGUCACCACAAGAAGAAGGAGGUCCAAGCUGUGAACUUGUGCGUUGAAUGCGGCAACCUUCAUAUCUGUGAGGAGUGUACAAAGGUCCAUGCGAGGAAUAAAGCGACGCAGGGACAUGUCGUGGUGCGGUUUAGGUCUGAGACGAAGCAGCAGGAUGUCAUGUGUGAGAAACACGACUCCUCCUUGAACAGUUUUUGUCAUGACUGCGGAACAGCUGCGUGUAUGGUCUGUGUUAUGCUUGACCAUGGAGAGCACACCGUGGAAAAGCUUGUAGAUGUUGUUGACAAAAAGGUUGCUGAAAUGAAAGUCACUUUAGAAAAAAAGCAGGAAAAGCUUGAAGAAUUCAAGAACUUGAAGAAAGACUUAGCACUACUGAAACUAAUCGUGCCUGAGGUUGACAAGCAGGAUAUUUUGAUUAAAGAAAUUGAGGAUCAUGCCCAGAAGUGUAUCGAACAAAUCACAAAAUGGAAGGAGGGGUUGAAAGAACAGGUCAAGGUGGACUACAAAGUUGUCAAGGACAUUCCAGUUGGAUUUGAGAAGUUGUCAGAGAUGGUUGAGGAACUGCAGGCGCCCACUGAGAGAGCAGGGAGACUGCUUACAGAGACUGAGUAUGACCCGGAAUAUCUUUACAAACUGACUGCAUUGAAGCAGGAGAUGGAUGCUAUGGUUGAUGGAGAGGGUGACAUUGAAGAAAAGGGGUAUAGAAAACAGCUACGUGUGCUACAUCGAAAACACCACACCUUUUUUCCGAAGGAAAUACCUUUGAGUUUUGGGAGAUCAGACUGUGCUGAUGAAGAAGAAGAAGAAGAAGAAGAUGAAGAAUACUUAUAUGGAUAUGAUUCUACGGAAAUCUUCAAGAAGACCAUGCAAGUGUCUUCAGAGGAUAUGUUUAUUCCAUGUGUAGCAAACCUUGGUCAAAUGUUUGCAGUCGCUCAUCCAACAAGAUUAGGGGAACCAUCAUUGGCCAUAGACAUCUACAAACUCCCUGGCACCCUAAAACGCACCUUCAAGGAUCACGUCCCCCCGCUGUAUGACAUGUCGUCCACUCCCGAUGGUAAACUUGCUGUACUUUCCAACGGUACAGGAGGCACUGGAUGCAGCGUCAAACUGUUUGAUCCAGACGCUGGUUACAUCAGCUCCACCCGUGAUAUCGACAUAACAGAACCACUUUCCCUUGGUGUGACCCUACAACACCAGUACGUCAUCCUUGGAGGGAACAAAGAGGGGCAGAAAGUUAUCACUGUUGUUGACAAGAGUGGUGUUGUGGAACAUACACAUAAAAUGUACAAAGACUCCAAGGGUGAAUCUGAUGCAGCCUCCACUGUUGCAGUACAUAUCCCCAAAAGGAUAACAUGCGGGGGAAGAUUCGUCUUCGUCACCGGGGACGACUAUACGGCUGCUUAUGAGAUCACAGACACAGAAAUACAUGUACAUAAGACGGUUGUAGUCAAUCAGAAAGUCAAAUACAUAGAUAUCUCAGCAACAAUAUGGGACGAUUUCUUUUUGUUUUUUGUUAAUUUUGAUAAGGUUUGGAUGAGCAUGCACAAGUUGGAUACGGAUGAUGUGAGCAAGAGUGAGUGGUAUCCCAGAGGUUGGAGCAUAAUAUGUGAUCUUGAGCCUGGAGAUGAAAGACCAAUAAGGUUCUCUGCUGGAGAUACUCACUUCGUUAUGAGUCAUGGUCAAACAAUCAGGGUGUACAAGAUUCAACAACGUUUGUUAAAAAUUUGAAAUCUGUGAUUGAAUUUGAAAAUUCAAAUUGUAUAAAUGCGUACUGAACAUAAUUUUCAACAAUGCCAGCGUUGAGACACAUACAAACACUAAACAUACCAAGUUUCAGCAUAUUUGCCUGCACAAUAACUGCACUAUGGCAUUGUGUAUAACUGCAUUUCUAUUUUCCUGACGUAUGAUUAAAUGCAACGGUGUACCCCUUACAAACAACCUUGGGACUGACAAUGCUGUCCUUAAUAGAGAGGUGUCCUGAUAACAGAGGUCAAGUUGUACAGAAAUGGCCCAUUUCUUAUCUAUGGUUGACAAGCAGGACAUUUUGAGAGGAGAAAUUGAGGCUUUGCUGCCACUGGGCCUCUUGAGUGUUUUCAGAUGGGUAAGUUGUGGUGUGUCAUAGUCAAACAAUCAAGAUGAUAAAGGCCUACACAGUUAUAAAAUUUGAAGACAGUCCAACAUAACAUUAAAGUUCUCAUGAAGUUCUCAUGACAGAAACUUCUAACAAGGGUGAAUCGCUAUUUUUUUAAACACAAACAGGGUUUCUGCCAGAGGGGGGCAAGGGGGGCACUAGCCCUCAUCAGCAAAGUUGAGGGGUUUCAAAAUAUCGCUUUUUUAAGCUAAAUGAAAGAGAUAAGAUAAGGUGUGAAUCACUAUAAUGUCCUUAUCAGUUACUGAAACAUCCGGGAUGUGUCAGACAGUAUCAAACAGACUACUUGAGAGGGAAUUCAUCAGCUGUAUUUGCAUAACAUUUCAACGACAUAUAUUUAUCACUAUCUAUGUAUUCUUUUGCCGAUAUUCAAAAAUUCAUGUAGGAAAACCGGUGUUUUUGCACGUGAGUUUUUGGAUCUGAAAUGCUCGGAAAACGCAUUCUCCGGGCAUCUAGCCAAAAAUUUUUUUUUUUGUAUCUGGGGGAUUCCAGGUCAACCAAUCUUGAUUUCAUUGUAGGCCACGCGAUAUACACACGAUGACUUGUGAUAAGAUCACAAGCUGACAGAAUCCACGAGAGUGAAUAGUUCAACCCACUUCAAAGCUGUCAGCA
Messenger RNA from Lineus longissimus, 3256 nucleotides. RefSeq lists its product as uncharacterized. NCBI's taxonomy places the organism in Eukaryota, Metazoa, Nemertea, Pilidiophora, Heteronemertea, Lineidae. The transcript has 2 exons. Gene Ontology annotation, molecular function: zinc ion binding; ubiquitin protein ligase activity. Gene Ontology annotation, biological process: protein monoubiquitination. The record is from RefSeq and is a predicted model, not a curated record. Bases 67 to 2223 code for a protein of 718 amino acids.